Messenger RNA from Lotus japonicus, 1257 nucleotides. RefSeq names its product protein FAR1-RELATED SEQUENCE 5-like. NCBI's taxonomy places the organism in Eukaryota, Viridiplantae, Streptophyta, Magnoliopsida, Fabales, Fabaceae. The transcript has a single exon. Bases 1 to 1257 code for a protein of 418 amino acids. The record is from RefSeq and is a predicted model, not a curated record.
AUGUGGUCCAUUGCUGUAGGGUUUUCAUCUAAUGGUGAAGGCAAAACCAGUGCUGUUGCUGGGAUUGUUUCCUCACCAACACUGAACCCGUCGGAGUCAAUUGCUGAGGAUAUAAAUGGUGAAGGUGUUGGUGUUGAUAGUAUGGACGAUAUUGCUAAUACUUUGUGGGAUGGUAUUGAUGACAUUGAGAUGAAGAAGUUUCAUUUUCCCAAUCGCCAGGUAGCAUAUGAGUUCUACAACUUGUAUGCUAGAGUGAAAGGCUUCUCAGUGCGGAAAAGCAAGGUUUUCAGAAUCAAGAAAGGUGAAAUUGUGCGGCAAGACUUUGUGUGUCACAAGGAGGGUUUCCGUGAAGAGAAAAACAGAAUGAGGGAAAAUCGUCAGCGUGAAACUAAGGUUGAGACCAGGUGUGGAUGUUGUGCAAAAAUGAGAAUUCGUUUGGUGGGUGAUAGUGGUAGGUGGCAUGUGGCAUUAUUUACAGAUUGUCACAAUCAUGCAAUGUUAGAGGGAAAGCAGUCAGCCAUGUUACCGGCACAUCGUAAGUUAAAAGAAGGGGAUAUAUUGGGAUUGAAUAGCAUGCGGAAAGCUGGGAUUAGUACGACACAGAUAUACAAUUUUUUUGCUGACCAAUCAGGGGGUUUUGACAAAACCAAUUUUCUCAAGGUUGACAUGAAAAAUCAAAUGACCAAACAGAAACAAAAGGAGCAUUGUGAUGCAAAAGCUGUUUUGGUGUAUCUGAAGGGGCUUGGUUCAGGUGAUCCCGAAAUGUUUUGGUCCCACCAUGCUGAUGAAGAAGGCAAGUUGAAACAACUGUUUUGGGCUGAUGGUAUUAGUCGAAUGGAUUUUCAAGUGUUUGGGGAAGUCCUAGCCUUUGAUGCAACAUACCGGAAGAAUAAAUAUGGUUGCCCCAUUGUUGUUCUUGUCGGAGUUAACCAUCAUUGCCAGACUAUUGUGUUCGGAACAGCAAUUUUGACAAAUGAAAAAGAGGAAAGCUAUGUGUGGGUUCUUGAGCAAUUUAUGGCAGCAAUGAAGGGUAAGGAACCAAGUGCAGUGAUAACUGACGGUGCUCCUACAAUGCGGAAUGCUAUUACUAGAAUUUUACCUAGAGCUCAUCAUCGUUUGUGUGCUUGGCACCUUUUACAAAAUGCACAAAGAAAUGUGGGUGACCCGAAUUUUGUGAAAGGAUUUAAGAGCUGCAUGUUGGGGAAUCUAAGUGUUGGGCACUUCAAAAAAAAUGGGCACAAUUGGUUAGCGAUCUGA